CUAUAAAUUCCACACCCAAAAUGUAGUUGAAGUUAAAUUCUUUUAACAAGAAUUAAGCUAAAAAAACCCUUUACAGAAUCCAUUUGCCUUCUAAUCUUCUUCUCUUCAAGACAAAAUGUCAUAUGAAGAAGUUGUAAUGACAGAUCCAAUGGCACCAAAUAAUGGCUCUUUCAAUGGUGGUGUUCCUCGUCGAGAUGCAAACUUUCCCCCAAGUUCUUGGGGAGACUAUCUUCUUUCCUCUCAUUGCAACGAUAAUCCGGUGGAAGACGACAAGUUCGGAAACAACUUCAAGAACUAAAAGAAGAAGUGAGAAGCAUGUUUGCAGCUGCUGAUAUAACUUCAGAAAGACUAAGUUUAAUUGAUUCAAUUCAACGUCUAGGUGUUUCUUACCACUUUGAAGAUGAAAUUAAUGAAAUUCUAGAACAUAUGCAAAAGCUUAGCAAAGUUGACGGUGAUGAAGAUCUUUACAUUAUUGCUCUUAGAUUUUGAUUGCUUAGACAACAAGGUUACUACGUUUCAUGCGAGAUAUUCAAUAAAUUUACAAAUGAAAAUGGAGAUUUCAAAGAAUCAAUUGUGAAGGAUGAAUGUGGAAUAUUAAGUUUGUAUGAGGCAUCCCACUUGAGAAUUAAAGGAGAAAAUAUAUUAGAUGAAGCAUUAGCUUUCACAACUACUCAACUUAAAGCAAUGGCCAUGGAUUCCAGUUCUCCAUUCUCAGAAGAAGCUAAAUAUGCUUUGAAGUGGCCAAUCCAUAAGGCUUUGCCAAGGUUUAUGACUAGGCACUAUAUUUCUCUCUAUACCAAGAAUCCAUUGAAGAAUAAUGAUGUUUUGCUCACUUUUGCAAAGUUGGACUACAAUUCUCUUCAAAAAUUUUACCAAAAAGAAGUGGGUGAAUUUUCAAGGUGGUGGAAGGAUUUGAAAUUGAGGGAGCAAUUAUAUUUUUCAAGAGAUAGGGUGAUGGAGUGCUAUAUUUGGGCAUUGGGAAUAUACUAUGAACCACAAUACUCUAAUGCUAGAAGAAUAUUAGUCAAAGUAAUUGCUCUUAUAUCUGUUCUUGAUGAUAUGUAUGAUGUCUAUGCCACACUUGAUGAACUUCAACCAUUCACCAAAGCAAUUGAAAGGUGGGAUGUGAAUUGCAUUGAUAAGCUCCCAAAUUAUAUGAAAGGACUUUAUGAAGCUAUACUUGAAGUUUAUGGAGAGAUUGAAGAUAUUUGCAAGGAUAAUAAUAUUCCAUUUGCAUUUGAUUAUGCAAAAGAAGCGAUGAAAAGGCAAUGCAGAGCUUAUUUUAUGGAAGCCAAAUGGUUCAAUGAAGGUUACAUACCAACAAUGGAAGAAUACAUGAAAGUUGCCCUCAUUUCUGCUGCCUACUAUCUUUUUGCUUCAGUUUCCUUCCUUGCUUUGGGAAAUAUUGCUUCAAGAGAGGUUUUUGAAUGGGCUCAAACUGACCCUAUGCUUCUUAAAGCAACUGGAGUAAUUGGCAGGCUUCUCAAUGACAUAGCUUCGCACAAGUUUGAACAAAAGAGAGGUCAUGUGGCUUCUGCAAUUGAAUGUUACAUGAAGGAAUAUGGAGUAUCAGAAGAAGAGGCCCUAACUAAAUUAGAUAAGGAAGUGGAAAGAGCAUGGAAAGAUGUAACAAAAGACUACAUAAAAUCUUCCAAGUUUCCAAAUGUGAUCCUUGACUGUGUGUUGAAUGUUGCUCGACUUUCAGAUCUCUUUUAUAAGGAAGGAGAUGGUUACACAUUCGCUGAUGGAGAAACCAAGCAAUUUAUUACCUUAUUGCUUAUUCAUCCUGUGCCAAUUUGAUCAAUUCUACAACGUUGUUUGAUCGAUCUUUUUAUAUCUCAACACCUUUUCUUUCAAUAUAUUUGUAGUCAUUUGACGCAUGUGUAGUUAAUAGUUUGUUAAAUCACUGAUUGACCCAAAAUUUAUGUUAAAUUGAAGAAACUUUGACUCAAAUACCUCAUAUUUUAUUUGUUUA
This is a messenger RNA of Benincasa hispida (wax gourd), 1975 nucleotides long. The record is from RefSeq and is a predicted model, not a curated record. NCBI's taxonomy places the organism in Eukaryota, Viridiplantae, Streptophyta, Magnoliopsida, Cucurbitales, Cucurbitaceae.